Messenger RNA from Lycium ferocissimum, 1395 nucleotides. RefSeq lists its product as uncharacterized. The transcript has 4 exons. The coding region runs from base 1 to 1395 and encodes 464 amino acids. Lineage: Eukaryota; Viridiplantae; Streptophyta; Magnoliopsida; Solanales; Solanaceae. The record is from RefSeq and is a predicted model, not a curated record.
AUGGAGAAGUUCUACCGAGGGUUGGAUCCUAUAACACAGUCAAUUGUGAACAACGCAUCUGAUGGAGAAGCAGGAUACUCAGCAGACAUUGGCCAACUUGCAGCGAAUAUUUCUUUGCUGAUAAAUAAGUUUGAUGAGAACCAGGCCAAGAAGGUAAAUGUUUUCGAAGACACUUCUGGGAACUACAACAACAACAACAAUAACUUUGGAAAUAGAAGUUCCAAUCCCAACAUUCCACCAAAAGGGCAGUCAAACGAUCAAGGUAGUUUGCGGGUUGAGGCGAUGCUUGAGAAGGUUCUGGAAAAUCAAACCAAGUUUGAAAAGACAUUAUCUUGGCUAACGGAAAUAGUGCGAUCUCAUACAGUGGCUAUUCAAAAUCUCAAUUCGAAGAUGCGCGAUAUUUUCAGAGAGCAGCACCCUCCUAAAAUGGAACGACUUUCUAGUGAUACUAUUCUGAAUCCGAAGAAUGGGGGAGGCAGUGUAGACCAUGUGUUUGCUAUCAGUACUCGGAGUGGUAAAAUACUCCAAAGUGCUAAAAAGAAGAUUGUUGAUCUCGAUCCAAUUAAUGAAGUGGAAGAGGUGCAGUCUAAUACACCAAUUAUUGUUGAUGAGGUUCCUAGUGAAGAGAAAGUUGUUGAUAUUCCGUUGGUGAAGAACAAGGAAGAUGCUAAGUUCGAGAAAUUUUAUGAUCAGUUGAAGCAGUUAUCUCUGAACUUUCCAUUCUUGGAUGAUGUCAAGGAGAUGCCCGAUUUUGCUAAGUACUUGAAAGACCUGUUGACAAAGAAGAAGAUGGUGCAAUAUGAAACAGUGAGUUUAACUCACACUGUGAGUUCCAUUAUUUCAACAACUAAUGUCCAGAAAAAGGGAGAUCCUAGGGCAUUCACCAUUCCUUGUUCUGUUGGAUACUAUGAUUUUGCUCGUGCUCUGUGUGAUAAUGGGGCGAGUAUAAAUUUGAUGCCACUUGCUAUCUACAAGAAAUCAGGUUUGGGGAUGCCAAGGCCGACUACUAUGAGAUUACAGAUGGCUGAUAGAUCUAUUAAGCGGCCAGUUGGCGUGGUUGAUGAUUUUCUUGUGCGGGUUGGUAAAUUUAUGUUCCCUGUUGAUUUUUUCAUUCUUGACUAUGUUGUUGAUUGGGAUAUUCCUAUUAUUCUGGAGAGACCUUUUCUUGAUACGAGAAGAGAACUUAUGGAUUUGAAAAAGAAUGAAUUCCGGUACCGGGACUACGAGAAGAGCUCUUAUGAAUUUCGGUACCAGGCCUACGAGAGUGCAGCAUUGUACAAGGAGAGGAUGAAACACUAUCACAACAAGAAGAUCAUAAAACGAGAAUUCUACAAGGGUUAUCCUGUCCUUCUGUAUAAUUCUAGAUUGAAGCUGCUACCGAGCAUGUUGAAAUAA